This is a messenger RNA of Manacus vitellinus (golden-collared manakin), 12273 nucleotides long. RefSeq names its product sacsin-like. NCBI's taxonomy places the organism in Eukaryota, Metazoa, Chordata, Aves, Passeriformes, Pipridae. The record is from RefSeq and is a predicted model, not a curated record. Gene Ontology annotation, molecular function: Hsp70 protein binding.
AUGACCCUCAGGCAGCCAAAGGCGGAGACUUUCUGCCAGCAGGCACCCGUCUUCCUUGAUUACCUGCACAGCAUCCUGCAGAAGUACCCAGAUGGGGGGCAAAUCCUCAAGGAGCUGGUGCAGAAUGCGGAUGAUGCUGGCGCUAAAGAGGUCGUGUUUGUGUCCGAUGAGCGAGAAUUCAGCAUCAACGGAGGGGGACUGGAGGGCACCCAGGGCCCAGCUCUCCUGGCCUACAAUGAUGCUGUGAUGUCACCUCAGGACUGGACAGGGAUUCAGCGCCCAGGGGUGUCGCACAAGCGGGAGGAUCCCCACACUGUGGGGCGCUUCGGCUUGGGCUUCACUUCUGUCUACCACCUCACUGACCUGCCAGGUGUGUUGAGCCCCCCAUACUUGGGGGUGCUGGACCCCGAAUGCCGGGUGCUGCCAGGUGCUGGCAAGCGCUGGGACAUCUCUGCAGCUCAGGACUUUCCCGGCCUUUUCGAGCCCUUCUGGGCUGGACUGGAAGCUGUGGGACAACACCGUGCCUCUCCCCAGGGCACCCUCUUCCGCUUUCCCCUUCGCCGGCAACCCUCAGAAAUCGCUGCAGGGGUCUCCGAUCCUGAGCGCAUUUGCAGCCUCAUCCAGACAUUCCUCACUGAUGGCCCUCUUGCCCUCCUCUUCCUCCGCCAUGUCCGCUGUGUGGCCCUGCACCGUGUGGCCCCUGAUGGGGUCCAGACACUCAUGGGGACUCUUGUGGCAUCCCCUCAGCCUCUCCCUGUCCCAGUGCCAUCAGGGGAUGAGGGGCUGAGUCUGGCGUGGUGCCUGGUGGCCUUGCAUGGGAAUGGGGUGGGUGACGUGAGCGAGUGGCUGGUAGCCACAGGCAGGGCCACAGAGGGGCCAGUCAUGGCACUGGGCACAGGGCUAGGGUGCUGCCCAGAGCUGAGCCUGGCACGCCCCCUCCGUGGACCCUGCCAAGGGCGGCUCUGCUGCUUCCUGCCCCUGCCAGCCACUGACGAGAUGGCCACGGGGCUACCCGUCCAUGUCAGUGCUCCCUUCGCCCUCUCUGAUGACCGCCGCCACCUCCGCUGGCCUGAGCAGGGUGAGAAGGGCGAGGAAGAUGCCUGCUGGAACGCCCUGUUGCUGCUUGACCUCCUGCCCCGGGUCUACAGCCACUUGGCCGCUGUGGCCAUGGCUCUACCUGGCACAGAUGUCUACGGCAUCUGGCCAGACCCUGAGUGCAUGCCAAGCUCUGGCCGGAUCUGCAGCCUGGUGACCCGUGUCUGCCAGGAACUGGCAGCUGCCCCUCUCCUGGUGCCAGCUGCAGAGGGGGUGGCAGGGCAUCUGCGGGCGCCUGAGGCUGUGCUGCUGCCAGAGGCUGUGCUGCUGCCAGAGGCUGUGGGGGACGUGGCUGCACAGAAGGCAGUCCGGGCCUUGCUGGUGGCAGCUGGGGAGCCGUUGGCUGAGGUCCCAGCCCACGUGUGGAGGGCGCUGGCUUUGGCGAUGCCGAAGGGCAUGCGGGAGGCCACAGCGGGACAUGUGCGGGAGGUGCUGCGGCGCCAUGGGGCCAUCGACCUCCCAGCUGCCGACCGUCUCUCCCUGCUGCGUUACGUGGUCGGGGAUGGGUGCCAUGCUGAGCUCCGGGGUCUCCCCCUCCUGCCUCGCGCUGAUGGGACCUUCGUGGCCUUUGGAACUGCAUCAACCAUUGUCUACGCGGACACAUCCGACUGCCCCAGGGAGCUCCUGCCUGGCCUGAUGGGGUCCUUCCUGCCUUCAGACCUGGAGCUGGGCUUGGACAGCCUCCUGCGAGGCAUUGCCAAGACAGGUCUCUUCCCCAACCUGGUUCUGCUGGACCCAGCUGUGACUGUACAGACCCUGCGCUUGGCUCUGCCCCCCACCUGGACAUCCCAGUCUUCAACCCCAGUGAACUGGUGCCCGGCCCAAGGACCUCCCCAGCCCCCAGCCUCCUGGUUCCCAGCCCUGUGGCAAUUCCUGGCCCACCACGUGGAAGACCUGGGCCCGCUGGAGGGGCUUCCUCUCAUAUCCCUGUCCCCACUGGAUGCCCCCAGUAUCUGUCUGGCUCUGCUUAUACCUGAGUCCAGUCUCAUUUUCCAGGCAUGGGAGGACCAGCACCUGCCACCUGCUGUGGCCUCUGUACUGGAGGUCCUGGGUUGCCCAGUGGUGCCACCGGGCAUGUGGCACCGCUCCCUGUCCCGCUACGUCCUGCCUCCAUCCCCCCUCAAUGCCUUGCGAGCCCUGGGCAGGCAGGGGGUUGUAGCAGUGGCCUCCCGCAUGGCCUCGCUGCCUGAUGUGGAUGUGGUCACCCUCCGACUCUACCUGGCAGAUGUCCCAUCCCUGACAGAGCAGGACAGGGCCACCUUGGCUGCUCUGCCUCUCUUUAUGCCACUGCCCUGCUUGGCCACCCCACAGCCCACGGAGUUGGUACCGGCUAAUGCCACCCCGAUGCUGGAGCCAGAGCUGGAGAUGCCCAGAGAUGUGCUUCUGCCGGAGGCCAUGUUGCAGUGCCGAGAUGAAGCUGACCAGCAGCUCCUUGGGAGGCUCCAGAGGCCCCUCAUCAGUGCAACCCACGUUAUGCUGAAGGCCAUCAAAGCCGUGGCCCAAGGCGCCUAUGAGGGGCGGGCAACUGAGACACAGGCUCUGCUACUGUGGGUGCUGCAGCACGGAGAGGUUGCCUUUGCACAGAGCCCCCUGCUCCGGCAAGCCUGCAGUGAGCUGGCCUUCCUGGAGACCCCCAAUGGCCCUGCCUGCCCACGAGACCUCUACGACCCCUGCGACAGCACUUUGCAGGCGCUGCUGGGACCUGAGCGCUUUCCUCCUGCUGCCUUCCACAGUCUCUCUGUCCUCCGUGCCUUGAGGGCCCUGGGCUUGCGGCACGGUGAGGGGUGUCUGCUGCCUUCAGACAUCCUCUCGGCUGCAGCAAAAGUGAGUCAGGGUGACACAGUGGCUCUGGACAGGGCUGAGGCACUGAUCAAGGUCUGCAACCUCCCCAAGGCACUGACUGGCUUCAGUGCUGCAGAGCUCCAGAGGCUUCAGGCCCUGCCAUGGGUGCCUUGCUCCAAGUGCACUGGAAUGCCUGGGCAGCCUUUCCUGCCGCCCAGGGAGCUGCGAUCCACUCAGUACCAGUGCCUAGUGGGGCUUGCCAUGCCCCUGACUGAUGCCUUUUUGCCAGAGGCAGAGAAAGAGCUGGGGCUGAGCCAACCACCACCAGAGAGAGUGUGGGAGCAGCUGAGAAAGCUGGCAGGGCAUGGGAACAUGGAUAAGGUGGGUUCCGCUCUCCAGCCCAUUUACUGGCACAUGCAAGAAAACCUGGAGGUCUUUAGGACCGCCCCGGAUGAUGCUGUGGUGUGGACUGGGUCUGGAUUUGUCCUGCCACGUGAUGCCGUGCUGGGCUAUCCUGAGGAGCUGGAGCUGGGGAUGCUGGUGCCCCACGUGCCCCCUGACUUCCUGCCCUACAGCUGCCUCUUCAGUGCUUGGGGGGUGGCGGUGGGGGUGAGUGAGGAGAGGGCAGUGUCAGCCCUGCGCUACCUGAGGCAGGACAUAAACACACGCAGCUCCAGAGCGGGCACUGCCACAGAGUUGCAGGUGGUCGUAGCUGUCCUGGAGUGGCUGAAGAGUCGGGGGCACCAGGGCGAGGGCACCGUGCCGGUUCCUGUGAGGAUUCCGGAGGGCUCAGGCUUUGCCCUUUGCCCAGCUGCUUCUACCGUGUACCUAGACAUGGAGCUGGACGAUGAGGAGGAUGUUCAGGAGGUGGUGCAUGAGGCAGUACCAUCCAGCACAGCCAUAUUCCUUGGUGCAGAGCUACUCAGUAUGCGGGUGCUGGGGCCAGAGCCAUUCACAGCCUGUGGCCCCUCGGAGCCCAUCACCUUACGCCUCCGCAACAUCCUCCGGGAGUAUGGCGAAGAGAGCGACCUCUUCACAGAGAUGGUCCAGAAUGCAGAGGAUGCCGGAGCUACUGUGUGCCGCUUCCUCCUGGACCUCCGGUGCUGCAGAAAGGCCACCUCUGGGCUGCUAGACCCAGGCAUGGUUGCCUGCCACGGCCCAGCCCUCUGGGUCUACAACAAUGCCCUGUUCACAGAGGAUGACCUCCGUAACAUCACGCGGAUUGGGGCUGCUACAAAGGAGGGGCAGGCAGGCCGGAUUGGGCGCUUUGGGCUGGGCUUCAGCUCUGUCUACCGUAUCACAGAUGUGCCAGCAGUGCUGAGUGGGGAGACACUGCUCAUCUUUGAUCCCAAUGGCAUCCAUCUGGGCAAACACAUCCCCAGGGCCGGCUGCCCUGGCAUCCGCCUGGACUUCUCCAGCCGACCACGCAUCCUCCGUGUCUUUGCUGAGCAGUUCCAGCCCUACCAUGGUAUCUUUGGGUGCUGCCUGCCUGAGCCAGGACCCUUUCUAGGGAGCCUUUUCCGCCUGCCUUUUCGCACUGAAGAGGAAGCCAUUACAUCGCAGAUUUGCUCAGAGGCCUUUGGUACAGAGCGCAUCCAGUCCCUUGGCACUGGUUUCCUUGGUUCUAACUGGCUCCUGCUGCUCUUCCUGAAGAAGGUGAGGGAGCUGUCCUUGGAGAUGCUGCCAGAUAUGGCCUCCUCUGCAGAGAAUACCAUACCUCUGGCCACACUGCGGCGAAAGGAGAUCCAAGACUUGGUGUCCCCUGGGGACCCCCCAGGCUGGGCGGCCAUUGAGCAGCUCUCAGCCUGCGAGGAGGAAUCCAAGACCAUACGGCACUACUUGGUUUUGGUGUGUCAGGGUAAUGGGGAACUGCUGGAAUUGUUUCACCAGGACACACGGGCAGGACUCUGUCCUCCACAUCCCAUGGCUGGUGUGGGCCUUCCCCUUACCCUUACUGAAGAUGGCAAGUGGGUACCGCGCCUGGAUGGCGAGAAGGGGCAAGUCUUCUGCCACCUUCCCAUACCAGUCAUCUCAGGGCUACCAAUCCAUGUGCAUGGGGCCUUCAGCAUCCUCUCAAACCGCAAGGGGCUGUGGGACACCGCGGAGCGGGGUAAGUGGAACCGGCUGCUGCUCCGCAAUGCUGUGCCGAUUGCCUGGCUCCAGGCACUAGACCACCUCCGUGCCAUGCAUGAGGCAGGUGAGUUGAAGAACUAUGAGUAUCAUCUCUUCUGGCCAGACUUUAACACUGCCCGUUACCCCUUUACAGAGGCCGUGACUGGUUUCUACCAUGCUGUGGCAGCCAGGAAUGGCCCCAGGCUCUUUUCUGAUGGCCGCUCAUGGUGCUCACUGCAGGAUGCCUGCUUCUUACACCAGAAUGUGGACAGACACCCCAAGCUGGGUGAUGUGGCGAAGCGUGUCUUUGCCACCACUGUGCCCCAUCCCCUGUUAGCUGUGGCCUUGCCAGAGCAUGUGCAGAAGGGCCUUGGGAAGGCAGUGGAUGCUGGCACCUAUGACUGGCCCCGCUUUUACUGUGAUCUCGUGCUUCCCAACUUGGAAAAGCUCUCUGCUGUUGACCGGAACCCACUGCUUCUCCAUGCACUGGAUAUGGCCCAUGAUGAUGUGGACAAAGUGCUGCAGACAGUGCCCUGCAUUCCUGCCACCCCUCAUGGCCACCUGCAGCUCAUCAAUCGCUUGGUGCAUCCCAGAGGCCGUGCUGCCCCUUUAUAUGACCCUAAGGAUGGGUGCUUCCCCACUGGGAAUGCCUUCCUUUCCCCAGAGAGACUAAACCAACUGGAGAGGCUGGGCAUGGUGAAGAACACAAUGGCCCUGCCAGAGCUGCUGGAGCGGGCAAAGACCGUGCAGCUUGUCUGGACCAAGAAUCGUGCUCAAGGCUGCCAGAGGGCUGCCUGUAUCCUUGAGCUGCUUCAGGAUGCAGUGAAGGAGAGAGUGAACAAUACCCUGCAGGUUGCUUUCCAGACUGUGCCCUUCCUCCCUGGUACACUGCCCUCUGGUGAACAUGUGCUGUUGCCAGCUGCCCAGCUCUACCAUCACCUCCAUGCCCCACUAGUGGGACUCAUUCACCCUAUCUUGGCUCCUAAAGCACUGGGGGAAAACUUCAGUCUCCCCAGGGAGGUUAUAUCCUUCUUGGGACUGGACCGGCAGAUACCAUCAGCUACAGUCCUUAAGCAGCUGCAGGCACUGAGCUGUAGCUCCAACUCUCUUCCUUUGGAGAACCUGCAGGACAGCACCAACUGCUGCUACAAGCACCUGAACAUGCUGCUCCAGAAAGGUCACUCCAGCUGGGAUGAAGUGGCUUCUGCAGUGGCCCAAGGGGAACCCUUCAUCUUGGUGGGCUCCCAUUUUGUGCCAGUCACAGCUGUGGCUGAGACACUGUCAUUUGACGCUGUCCCAUACCUUCAUCAGCUCCAAAAGCAAUACAAGCGCUAUGGCCAACUCUGGGAGUGUGUGGGGCUGCGCCACACCUUCACCUGGGAUGAUUAUGCCCGAGUGCUCUGCACCCUGGCAGAGACACAUGUUGGAAAGCCGCUGCCUGCCCUGGAGCUGGCUCUGGCCUUGCGGCUGGUGUCUUGUGGCUUGAUGGAAGAUGGCAACAAGCCAGAUGCCUACCAGACCCAGCGACUCUUUCUGCCUGAUGAGGAGGGCAUUUUGCGUCCACAGGACAAGCUUCACUUCAAUGAUACACCAUGGAUGCAAUUGGACAGAGAUGUCCUCCUGUGCCAUAAACAGCUGUCCCGAGCUGCAGCCCUGCGCUGUGGGGUGCCUACCACACUUCACCGAGCACUGGAGAGGAGUCAGCUCAUCACUGAUGACCUGACCCUCUGGGCACAGCCAUUUGGUGCCCGUGAAGACUUGCCAACACGUCUGAAGAACAUCUUAAAGGAGUACCCAGCAUCGGCUUCUGAUAUGGUGAAAGAGGUGCUCCAGAAUGCAGAUGAUGCUGGUGCAGGGCUUGUGCACUUUGUGUGGGACCGCCGGCAGCACCCAGUGAAAGCCACUUUCAGUGAGAAAUGGAACGUCCUGCAGGGCCCUGCCCUCUGCAUCUACAAUGACAGGCCCUUCCAGCAGCAGGACAUUGAAGGCAUUCAGCGUCUGGGGGUGGGUGGCAAGCAAGGCCGGCAGGAUGUCACAGGCAAAUAUGGCCUUGGCUUCAACACUGUCUUCCACUUUACUGACUGCCCAGCCUUCCUGACUGGAGACAGUGCCCUGUGUGUCUCUGACCCCCAUCUCUACUACGUGCCCAUAGCCACAGCUGAGAAGCCUGGUGGGAUGUUCGCUGUCAACCCUGAAUUCAAGAAGAAUUUUCCAGAUGUUUAUGACACCUUCCUACCCUCCCUCUUCAACCUGAGUCAGGGUGUCCUUUUCCGGCUGCCACUCCGCACUGCAGCUGAGGCUCCCAACUCCAGGGUGUCUGACAUGGUCGUGCGAGACCAAGACCUUGUGAACAUAGAGGAAACACUGGCUGAGGAAGGUGAGGAUUUGGUGCUCUUCCUCCGACAUAUCCACACUGUGGUCUUCUCUGAGAUCCCCCCAGAUGGGAAACAGUUGGUGGAGAGGCUGCGGGUGACAACAGAGCUCACAGAUGGUGAUGCAGAGCUGAGACGGGGUUUUCAAGCAAGAUUAAGCCACGCCAUGGAUGGGAACGGCCCCACCUCUGUCUCCUAUAUCAUGAAAGUCAAAAACAGCAAGACCAAGACCAGAACUGUGUGGAGGGUGAUCUCCCAAAUUGGGAUGCAGAAGGGGGCUGAGGAGUCUCCGGUGCUUGAGUGUCUGCCCUAUGGGGCUGUGGCUGCCUGCCUGGAGCCAUUGAACACAAUCACAGGCAAAGCUUUCUGUACCCUCCCACUGCCGUUGAAAACUGGGCUGCCUGUGCACAUCAAUGCCAACUUCUCUGUGGAUGCAGCCAGACGCAGUCUUCGCUGGGACAAAGGCUGCACAGAGGCAGCCUGGAAUGACUUCUUGCUCCGGCACUUGGUGGUUCCACUAUACUGUGACUUUCUCACCAGGCAGUGGAAAGCCUUGGGGCCAGAAGAGCUCCGGUACAAGUCCCUGAAUCUCUGCCAGCAGCACCUGGACUUACACUUCCUCCGGUUUUUCCCUAUUGUGACAAGGGUGCUCCCUAUCUUUCAGGACAUGGUGAGGGAGGUCUAUAAGCACCUGAGUCAUGCACGCCUGCCCCUGGUGCCUGUGUACCACGAGAAGUCACCUGGCAGCACGGUGACAAUAACCUGGGCAUCUCCAGGUGGAAAGGAUGUGCUAACAGAGCCAUACUUUCUUGAGGUGACGCCAGACCCAGAUGUUCAGAAGGUGCUGCAGCACCUGAACAUGAAACUGGUUCCAGCAUUCACCCACUUGCGGCAGAUCCAUGAGCAGUUCAUUGAAGCCCAGGUGAGCGCUGCUGCCUUAAGCCCCGCCUCUGUCCAGUGCUUCCUCAAGGCCCUGGCUCUGCCUGUGCCUUGCAAGGUGGCUGAGACAUCCCUGGGGACCCCGGAGAGCUGCUCCAUCCUGCUGAAGUACUUAGCAGGAUGGAGCAGGUACUCCCACGGUGCUCCCAAGGAUGUGGACAAGGAAGAACUGGAAGGCUUGCCCUUGCUAGCCACACAAGAUGGUUAUCUGAAUACUCUCAGCGUCCGUCAUCCAGUCUUCAAGAACUCCUUUGCCCACCUCUUCCCCCACCACAAGCACCGCUUUGCCCAAAAGUGUGUUCCUGAUUGGAUCCCACCUUGCUUUGUGAAGGAGCUUGGCCUCCCAGAAGCCACACCACUCAUCCAGGAGGCACUGGGUCAGCUGAAGUGGACCCCAGAGGGGGAAAAGUGGCUCAAGGGACUGUGGACCUUCUUUGACAGUUUUGUCCACACACAGGGAAAGGCCUCAGUGGAGUUGGAUGCAAACAUGAAGUCAUUCAUGGAUCAUCUCCAGGACAUGGCAGUGCUGCCUAUUCAGGGGAAUAAGACAGACUCAAAGCACCUAGUGCCACUAUCCUCCCUCUCCAGAGUUCUUUUUAACUGUCACUCAGAAGUGGAAAAGGUGCUGCACAAACUGGGCAUCCCUAUGCUCCAGUGGUCCCUGCUACCCUUUGAUUUUGCCCACCUCUGCUUGAAGCCAAGGGCACUGCAGGUCACAGAGCCCAGGGCUGUAGUGGCCCACCUGGCAGACACUGGAGCUGAUCUUUGCUGGGGGGACUUAAAGGAGGAGCAUGUGACUACUCUGCUGUGCUUUGUGCAGGGAAAGCUGGAUUCGUGUGCACUGGAGCAGCUCCGGCUCCUGCCUCUCUUCCGGAAAUUUGGUGGGGGCUAUGUAGCAGUGGCUGCCUACCGCAAGGUACUGUUGCUCCACAGACAGUACCUGGAAGUGCCCCUGGGUGCCCAAGCCCUGUACAACCUGGACAAAGACACGGUGCUGCUCACAUCAGACCCAAUCCACAAGCGGCUGGCCAAGGAUUUGAAAUGGGAGGACACUGAUGACCGAAAGCUCUUCAUCACCGUGGUGCUACCCCGGCUGUCCCAGCUCACUCAACAAGACCUUAUGGAAGCUGUACGGUUGUUCUUUGUCCUGCAACCCAUCUGUGAUAGUCAGACCAGGAAGGCUGUUGUGGCAGCAUUUCAGAAUGUGCCCUUUAUACCUGAUGCCCGUGGUACACUGCGCUUAGCCUCCUACUUUUACAUCAAUGCGCCCUCCUUCCGCACUCUGGGGCUCCAAAACCGCUUUGUGCCUAAAUCUUUCUUUAAGGAGCUAGGGAUGAAUUUGGCAGUUGAAGAGUUUCUGUUAGAGGCAGGGGUCCGCACCAGUCUCUCUGUAGAGGAUUUUGUGGCACUGGCCCAGGAGAUAGAGCAUGAAGCUGCUCAGGCUACCUGCCACACUGCAAAUCUGCUGAAGCGACAGGAGGAGAUGCUCAAAGAGCUUGAAACCCUGUUGGAAAAUACUGAAUCAGCAGGUUUCCCAGAGCAAAUUGCCUCAAUCCACUUCCUGCCUCCACUGGCCAUCCCCCAAAGCUUGAGCAACCUCCAUCCCCCUUUUGCAACCUGCAUUAAGCCUGUGGCCCUGAAGGGCAGCAUUUACCACUGCCAAAAUGUGGCUGAGCUGCUGUGGACAUCAGCCACCAUUCUGCCAGAGUCCCUUGAACUCGAGAAGAAGUUCCUGAAGGCCAUGGGAGUCCUUGUAGAGGUACCCACUGCCCUGGUGGUGACCAACCUGGAGCAUGUGUGCAGGGCAGCCUGCCAGACGCCACAACAGGUGAUCACACGGGCCAAAGUGCUCCAGAACAUGUACAGCUUCUUGCAGACUCGUCUGAAGGAGGUGGAUGCAGAGCACCUUGCUGAGCUGCCUGUGGUGCUGACCAAGUCAGGAGACAUGGCCAGGCCACGGCAAGUGGUGACAUCGCUCCCAGAUGAGGCUGACUUUUACCCCUACCUCCUCAAGCCUGACCCACAUGUGGCUGUCUUUGGAGACCUCCUGCAACACCUUGGGGUAGUGACGUUCCCCACACUGACUCACUACAGCCAUGUCCUGGCCCAAAUCUACCAGGAGAGCCAUGUCAGUGGGACCCUCACUAGUGUUCAGAAGAAGGUGGUCCUGCUGGCCACACGGCACUUCUUCCAGCUGCUGCGGGAGGCACCAGAGCCCCCUGAUUGUUCUGCUGUGGCUAAGCUGUACCUACUGAGCACUGCUGACUGCCUAGAGCCAUCCCACAGGCUGUGCUUCAAUGACUGCCUGCCCUCAGAGACUGCUCAGGCCCUGAAGAAGACCUUUUUGUUCAUGGCUGACCUGCCAGUGACAGGAUGUAAUGCCAGGUGGCUGCUGCAAAUGCUACCACCACACCUGCGGCCACGGGCACUCUCAGAGGUGACAGAGCAGCAGCUGGAGGAGGGCAGUCCAUGGCCAUGUCGCUAUGGCUCUCACUGCCCUGGGCAGAGGCGUCUGCAGACUCUCCUGGUAUCACCAUGGUUUAGAUUGGGGCUGGUGUCCCUGCUCCAGUGGCAGAGCCACAAGGCUGUGAUGGGAGUGGACGGGGAUGGUGGCUUUGCAGUGGAGCAGCUGAAAGUGCAGUGCUGUGAGAACAUCUGCACUGUGCUGCUCCACAAUGGGACAAAGGUGGAGGGCAGCUCCCAGUCACGGGUCAUCCAUGUGUGCCUGUCAGGUGGUGCCCAGCGGCUCCUCUACAUCCGGCAUGCAGAGAUGGUGCUGAACCGGUACCAGCUGAGGGUCCUGGAGACACUAGCACAGGAGAUCAAUAACAUGCUGGGUGGACAGCUGGAGGCAUCUGCCUUGUCCGUGCUGCGUGAAAUGCUAGUCUGCCAGGAGCCACAGGAUGUGGCCUUUGUUAUGGAGGAGAACAAUGUGGCACUGGUGGGUGCUGCACCAGAGCUGGAGAAGAGGCUGCAGGAGGAGGCUGUGGCAGAGGGGAAGCCAUGGAAGGUGAGUGGCGAUGUGGAUCCUGGCCUUGCAGCCUUGAGGCCACUGCAUGAUGUCAGGUGGCCAAAGGUGUUGCAGGAGCUCUGCGUCCAGUACGAACCUGUGAGCACUGCCCAGAACCACUGGGGACAGAAAGGUUGUGGCUCCAGGCUGAGCACUGAGGAGCCCAUGGCCCUGACUCCGUCCAUCCCCGAGGCCCUACGGUGGCUGCGUCAGGCCACGAGUGACCUGCAGGCAGCCCACAAUGACAUUCGGCGCUGCUGCCCCAACUGGGUCCUCUUCAAAGUGCACCAGGCCCUGGAGAAGGCACUGGUGGCUGCUGUACUUUGCCGUGGUGAAGCCUUUGAGGGCCUGGGAGGGCUGAUGGGCCUUGCCAAAUGGCUGGAGGCGAAAGAGCCAGAACUGGGGGGCCUGGUACUGGACAUGCAGUGGUUAUGUAAACAGGGCAUGGAUGGAAAGGCCACACAGUACCCAAAUUACCACCCUUUCCCCAUGACCCCCAGCGAGGCCUUCCCCAGUGUGGAUGAAGAGGAGGUCCUGAAGCAGGCACAGAAAGUGCUGGGGACAUUGAAGGACCAUGUGGGCAGAAAGUGAGGAUGUCCCCAGAGAGGGUCACUGGCAGCUGUGCUAAGGGACCACCAUGGGCCCACCAGAAACCCACCAUGGACCUGUUGUGGACUCAUCAUGGACUUGCCACAGGCCUGUCACAAGCAAUUUCAGACUGUCCAGGCCUGGUAGGAGAGCUUUGGAAGUAGAUUGGCAAGGCCACUGGAUGUUGCGGGGUAGCCUGUGCCAUUGGCAUGCCUUGAGAGCAGGGGAAAUAAAGUACAAUAAUAAAUGUUGCAGUGCUGGUAGACCCUUCACUGACAGUGGACUCAGAGGACAUGGAGAGGUCAUGGGUGGCUGGUGGUGUGUGGAAGGUGGAGAUGGUGAUGAAGGGGUUUAGAGAACUGUCGGCAGGGGCGC